AUGGCGACUUCUGUGGGGAGUAGAAUCAAAUUAGAAGGGUCUGCAGGUACUGGCUCCCAAAUUAAUAUUAUACCUGUUGUAACAGCAGAUAGAGUUGGUCAAACUCUUGUCGUACAACCAGUACAACAAAGUUUUGUGAACGUCAACAAUAAUGGACAACUUGCAAAUGCUACAUUGUAUGCAGCUAGUGCAGUUCAUGAUGAUGGAUCUAAUAAAUCAACGGAUGAUGAUGAACAUCACCUAGAUCAUAAAGAUAGGAAGUUUUCUACAGUUACUGUUGAUAAUGACCAUUAUAUUGUUGCAAAAUCAGAAGGGACACAUGGAACAUAUUAUACUUCCCUUACACCGGUACCUACGUUGGUUCCCAAAGUAGAACCUAUUGAUUAUGAUGAUGUUGGUCAAUCUCCUUAUGUACAGUAUGUUGAAGGAAUUGGCGAACAAGCAACUUUCAGUAAUGGAGAAAUGGAGUAUCCAGUAUAUACUGUUGGUGAAAGUGGAACUAUGCAUCAUACUGAUCAAACCCAUUAUUACAGCACAAAUUCUUUUUCUCAAGAUAUGUCAUAUCAUACAGUUAACGCCACUGAGUCUGGUAUAACAAACAUAAAUCAACUGAAUAGUAUCGAGGAGUCAAAUAGAGAAACGCAAAACUCCAGUCUCAUCCAAGCAAAUAAAAUUUCUCCUGCAACUGUCGACUGGCUGAUGGAUAAUUAUGAAAAGGCUGAAGGAGUGUCGUUACUUCGAUCAACAAUAUAUGAUAAUUAUUUAACACAUUGCUCGGAAACUAAAUUGGAUCCUUUAAAUGCCCCAUCAUUUGGUAAACUUAUCCGAUCUGUGUUUACGGGAUUGCAAACAAGACGUCUAGGAACUCGAGGAAAUUCCAAAUACCAUUAUUAUGGUAUUAGAAUUAAACCUAAUUCAUUAUUAAAUGACUUUAAAGAAGAAGAAAGCCUACCUGUUGAAACAACAAGUCAAAGUAGUAGUUCAAAAAAAAAUAAAAAAAUAAAAACUGAAGAGCAAAAUUGCAAUCAAUAUAUCACCAAUAGUUCAGAUUCUGGUAAUUAUUCUCAAAACAGUAUUCCAUCUUCUCCUCAUGCCCAAGACCAAGAAUAUUUAGGUGACGGUGCUAAUGCUGUACCAGAAUUUCCUGAUACUAAAUUUGAUGAGAUACUAUUGGAUGAUGAUUGUACUUUAGAAGAUGUAGAUACAUUCAAAAAUUUGUACCGUGAACAUUGUGAAGCAUUUUUAAGUGCCGUAAUGAACUUAGAAUUUGGCACUAUUGAGUCACUUUGGCGUCAAUUUUGGUGUAGUCAAAAUUAUGAAUAUGAAGGAGGACAAUAUUUAUCUAAAGAAAAAUUAUAUUCACUGUCAAAGUGCAAAACAUUGCAACUGUUUGUGAAAACUGUUGAUUUGCUAUUUUAUCAAAACUUGGUUAAAGUUUUGAUUCCAGAUGUUCUUCGGCCUGUUCCUAGAACAUUAACAGAUGCAAUUAGAAAUUUUUCCAAAAGCCUAGAGGCAUGGCUUAUAUCAGCUAUGCAAGGAUGUCCAGAAGAAAUUAUCUCAAUAAAAGUGACUGCUGUUAGAGCUUUUGCACAAACACUACGCAGAUACACUACUGCAAGAGCUGUGCUUCAAAAUUAUACUCAAAUAAAUCAAAUGCUUACUGAUUUGAAUCGUAUGGACUUCCGUAAUGUACAACAAGUUCAACUUGUAAAUAAUUUGGGAAGUGAAAAUUAUGCGGUUCAUACCGAAAAAAGAGUUUAUAGUAGAAUAAAUGAAGAGUCGGAAAUGCUUUUGGAUUUUAAUGAAUUCUCCAAAAAAAUUAAAACUCACAAUUCUACUGCUUCCACAACUCGAGAACAUUUUAAUAUUUUAUUACAAAAUCCAUCAAAAAAAACUAAGAAAAAUAAAUCUAAGAUAGCAAUAAAAGAAGAAAGCGAGUCGUCAAAAGAUGGAUCUAAACAAGAAAAUCUUAAAAUAAUGGAAUAUUUGAAAGAAGAAAUGUCUGAAGAUGAUGCAGAAGAGAUAUUCAAUGAGACUGCUACGAUUAACGCUCCUUAUAAUUCAAGAAUUUCAGAAGUUCACGAAGAGUAUCCUAAAUUAUUUCAUAAAUUAUCAAAAAAAAAAAUGAAUCAACAGAAAAAAGUUAUUGAGAUCAUGACUCAAGCGGAAAUUAUGUCACCGAGAAAAUCAAAUAAACAAAAUCAACAGCCGACUUAUAAAGACUUUUCGAAAAACAAUUUCCCUCAAUCAGUGGACAUGGAUGAGGAAACAUAUGAUAAUAAUGAUCGUAUUGGCGUUGAUAACGAAAAUAAUUUUGAGUUCUUCGAUGCUCGGGACGAUUACAAUUCGGAAUAUCCCACUAUGACCGACACAGGCCAGUUUUCUUGUCAAUUUUGUGAUAAAGAAUUUACCAACGCCAAUAGUUUAUCCAGACACGAAAAUGUUCACACUGGAAAAGCUCCUCUUGAGUGUGAUGUUUGCUUCAAAACGUUUAUCAGCAAAUCUAUAUUGUGUAUACAUAAAAGAUCACAUACCGGAGAGAAACCCUAUGGGUGCAUCAUUUGUGGACGAUCAUUUACGCAAAAAUCGCAUUUGGUUUUACAUUAUAGAACACAUACAGGCGAAAAACCGUACGAGUGUGGCUUGUGUGAAAAAAAAUUCUCAUCAACCAGUGGUCGAGCAGAACAUACCCGUAGACGUCACCCAUACGUUUGA
Messenger RNA from Macrosiphum euphorbiae (potato aphid), 2715 nucleotides. Lineage: Eukaryota; Metazoa; Arthropoda; Insecta; Hemiptera; Aphididae. The record is from the annotation of a GenBank genome assembly.